Molecule: messenger RNA, 3666 nt
Organism: Scaptodrosophila lebanonensis
Lineage: Eukaryota; Metazoa; Arthropoda; Insecta; Diptera; Drosophilidae
Gene: dco
Product: discs overgrown protein kinase
Exons: 3
Coding region: 354-1673 (439 amino acids)
Biological process (GO): signal transduction; peptidyl-serine phosphorylation; endocytosis
Cellular component (GO): cytoplasm; nucleus
Molecular function (GO): protein serine/threonine kinase activity; ATP binding
Source: RefSeq, a predicted model, not a curated record
UCAAGUUCCACCGAUAUGGCAACAGUGACUACCAUUUACAUCCCUAGCAAGAUGGCGUAUUAAAAUCUCCGCAAUUCGACAUUAAGAAAAAUAACAAAAAAUCGCAACGCAAUUGUAAAAACCGCCAUAACAAAAACUAAUAAGAGAAAAUCCCUCCAUUCGUUGUCGAAGUGUAGAAUAAGAAGCAAAAAGGACUGGUAAAGUUUUGCCCGCGCACCCUUUAAACACCCAUAUAACAAAAACAACAGUUUCGUUGUUGCAUUGAAUCACACACACACAACAAGGAAAGCGCAAGGCAAAAACUGCCGUCGCUCUCGCAGCAGCCAAAAACAAUCACACAGAGAGCUACAAAGAUGGAGCUGCGCGUUGGCAAUAAAUAUCGACUAGGCCGGAAAAUUGGUUCUGGCUCCUUUGGCGACAUCUACCUUGGCACAACGAUCAACACAGCCGAGGAAGUCGCCAUCAAGCUAGAAUGCAUACGCACCAAACAUCCACAACUGCACAUCGAGUCCAAGUUUUACAAAACCAUGCAGGGAGGCAUUGGCAUACCAAGAAUUAUUUGGUGUGGUUCUGAGGGCGACUACAAUGUUAUGGUCAUGGAACUGUUGGGCCCCUCUCUGGAAGAUCUUUUCAAUUUCUGCUCGCGCCGUUUCUCACUGAAAACAGUACUACUGCUGGCCGAUCAGAUGAUCUCACGCAUCGACUAUAUACACUCGCGUGAUUUCAUCCAUCGUGACAUUAAGCCGGACAACUUUCUGAUGGGGCUGGGCAAGAAAGGCAAUCUGGUGUACAUUAUUGACUUUGGUCUGGCCAAAAAGUUUCGGGAUGCACGCUCUUUGAAGCACAUUCCAUAUCGUGAAAACAAAAAUUUGACGGGUACAGCCAGGUACGCCUCGAUUAACACACAUCUGGGAAUCGAGCAAUCGCGUCGUGACGAUCUCGAGUCACUUGGAUACGUGCUCAUGUACUUCAAUUUGGGCGCACUGCCCUGGCAGGGUCUUAAAGCAGCUAAUAAGCGACAGAAGUACGAGCGCAUCUCGGAGAAGAAGCUAUCAACCUCGAUUUUGGUGCUUUGCAAGGGCUUCCCCAGCGAGUUUGUUAACUAUUUGAAUUUCUGUCGGCAAAUGCAUUUUGACCAGCGUCCGGAUUACUGCCACUUACGUAAGCUGUUCCGCAAUCUGUUCCAUCGCCUUGGCUUCACCUAUGAUUAUGUGUUCGACUGGAAUCUGCUGAAAUUUGGCGGACCGCGCAAUCCUCAGGCAAUAGCGCAGGCCCAAGAUGGUAACGAUGGCCAGGGCCAAGAUGCGUCCGCAGCUGCAGCAGCAGCCGCCGCUGCGUCCCAUCAGCAGCAACAGCAGCAGCAGCAUAAAGUAAACACGGCCAUGGCCACGGCUGGCGGCAGCACACAUCAGUUAAUGGGCAGUUCCUCGGGAGCUGGCCAAACGCUGGCAAUGCUCGGCGGCGGCGGUGGCUCAGGCGCGCAACUGAUAGGCGUCAGUGGCAAUGGAGGCCUUAACUUGGACGACUCAAUGGCGGCCACAAACUCCUCGCGACCAGCAUAUGAUACGCCCGAGAGACGUCCUUCGAUACGCAUGCGACAGGGGGGCGGUGGAGGUGGCGGAGGCCUACAACCUGGCGGCAUCGUCGGUGGCGAUGUUCGAAAUGCUAAAUAAUAUUUUAUUGUUUAGAAAUGCUGCGCAGUUGAGCGCUUGUGAGCAGCGCUGGACACAGUAGCUAACUUAGGAACUAUAAUACACACACACACUUAUAUAUAUAUAAAUGCUUUAUAUAUACGAUUAACGGUAUACAUAUUGAAUGUAAAGUUUCGUCGUCAUCGUUUGAGUUGUUGAACACUUCGCUGGCGGCCACGAGACAGACAAAAAAGUGACAAACACACGCGAUUAGUUGCGCUCUUCUUUCCUUCCUUUGUACAUUUUUUAAAAUACUUUUCCGAAUCGUUUCUGCGCUAUAUAAUAUGUAAUGCUUAGUCAUAUGAUGAUCAAUAACAACAAAAAUCUGUAGUCGUGUGUACUGUAAAGAGACAUGUAGGUAUUGUUCUUAUGCAUAUAUUAAAAAACUAUGAUGUGCUCUGAAAAUUGUAGAUUUCCAGUAGGAAACCAUUUUUUAAUAUCAAAAAGUUAUAAGAACAAUACCUACACAACUAUACGCAUACAUAUAUGAUAGUCUACGGCUCAGUUUGUAAGUCACCCCCUGCCACACUCUGUGCUUCAUUUAGCGCUUUGCUCUAUGUUUAUAAAUUAACUUUAAUUUUAGUGUUUAAUUGCAAGCUCGCUGCAUACAAAAAACAACAAGAAAAACAUUAAACAAAUCUUAACAAUUGAAGUUCGGAAUGCGGGCAAAAGUAUAUAGGCGUGUAAAAAUUGAGUAAAAACAAAACUCAGUAGUUAAGAAUUAAUUUAUAGCAAGGAGCAUAGCAACAGCAAUAAAUUACAUUUGCACUAAUUUGAUAAUGUGUUGCAUUUAAAGCAAUGUUUGUUUCAUGUGUGCAUUUCACGCAGUUCUACUACAAUGUUUCUAAGCCGGUUUUUUUUCUAUUAUAUUCAUUUUUAUAUAUAUUUGCUUCUUUGCUCUGUAUACUUACACGUAUAUACUUAUAAAUAGAGGGGGUGUAAUAACAGCAGCAGCAACAACAACAACAAACCAACUCAACUGAACAAACAAGCGAAAAAUUUAUAUUAAAUGAAAAAUAUUAAUAAAUUAAUAUUUAAAUAAAAUAUUGAGUGUAAGCUUAUGUACAACAAAACAAAAACAAAUAUUUUGGAAAACAAAGGACACGUCGCAAGGCAGUGUCCCUAACCUUUAGUCUAGGCACCUAGUAAUUAAUAAAACUUCAUAUGCAUUAAACAAAAAAGAAAGAAAAACCCAGGAGCAACUAAUCCAUAAAUUAUGAACAGAUAGGCAAAGAAAAUGGAGAGCAUAUUUUAAUUUAGUUGCUCUCACCAACAACAAAAUCGAACUGUAAAAAAUGUUAGGGUGAGUUUAGCUUCUCAGAGCGUUCGAGAAGGAAAACAUCGUAAGAAACUUUAGCUUUAAGCAUCACUUUUAUUUGUAAUGCAUUAUUAAACCACGCUUUAUGUUUAAAAAAUCAAACAAACCGAUAAUCAAUACAUUUUGCACCCUUAAUACAAUUCUCGAUUCGAGUUUGAAAUGUGUUCAUAUAUAUUUCUGUUACUAAUUUUCUUCAGCGCAUUUUCUUUAAAGAUAUAGCAGAAACGUUUGUUUAUCGACUACAAAAUAUCGAAACAAUAGCAAGUCGUGCAGAAAAUCUACAUAACUUCAAUUAGCCGUUAAUGUUUUAAGCGGGCGCCCAUUCAAUUUAUGUAUAACACUAGCUAAUAAAUUGUACUUGUAGAUAUAAUAUGGAAUUUGUUUAUAAGUAAUACAAAACUCUAAAAGAAAAUAUGAUAAAACAAAAACAUGGGGGGAUAAUAAAGCAUACUAAAUGCGUAAUAAAAAAAUAUCUAUAUAUGAUAAAACACGUAAUUAUUUAAAAGUCUACAAAUAAAUACACAGUUGCAAAAUAGGCGGAUAUAUCUAGUAGAUAUGCCACGUAUAGAAAUAAAUGAUUAAUUAACUGAAUACAUACUUACACUUAAAAUCAAUUGAGUAAAACGAGAUCGUUAAAUAAAAUGCAUUACCGUGAUA